CUUAUUUUUGAAAAAAUUAUAUUAAAUAUUAGAGUAUAAUUGAGCACAACUUUUUCCAGAAAUGUCGGGCUAAUCUUGCUUAUCUUAUCUAUUUACUUUUCUUGUGAUGAUGGUAAAAUUGGUAAGAGCGAUGGGCGCUCAAAAUAAUAGCGCAUUCAUUAUAUGUUGCCUAGUGGCCACCAGAUAUUUUUAAAUGAUGUGCAUUCUAUUUUAAAUCUAAGUCACAUCGUUCUAAACCGCAAUAACGGAUGUUUUGGAUUAUUACAGCGACCACAACAAAAAUUUACGCAGUAUAUCGUGCUAAUUGUAAUAAACAAGAAUAAACAUUUUAAUCACACAUAAGACACAAUGUUUUACACAAUAAAAGUAGGAAAAUAAUAAUGGGUAAUGUGGUAUUGUUAUAACUUUUAUAUUGUAUAAAAAAUCGUUGAUAUGUAUUAAUGGGGCAUUACCCCGUUAUAUUAUGUAGCCUUAUGCGUGUAAAGUCAAACAAAGUUUUGAGAUAAGAGUUGUUUAUUUUGGGUUCUAUCUUUUACACAUUCCGAAUGUUUCAAUUCCGUAUACGUAAUAAAAAUAGUAAAUCUAUGUAAGUCUGACAGUAAAUUGACAUUACGUCACUCUUCCAUUAACAAUAAUUUUGAGAGAUGUCACUUGAAUUUCCCUCAAUUACAAAAUGAAUGCCAUAAACGAGGAUCUAUUGAAAUCACUCUCACAAGAUAUACGAAAAAUUAACGAAAUCAAUGACAACAUCGGCACAUAUUUAGAGGACAACUCCGAAAAUUCUACAUGGUUCUUAAGUUGUAAAGACGAAAAUGAAAUAUUAAACUUGCCUAAAGACAAGAAUAGAAAUCACGAAAGAUAUUUGUCUACUCUGGAACUAAUUAUAGAUAGGAUUUAUCUAUUUCUGAACUGUUUGCUAAGAUUCGUGGAGACCGAAUAUUUUGACAAAGAUCCUCUUGUAAAAUGUAAAUACGUAAUUAGACCAAAAAACUUGACAUUAGGAACCACAGUAAAACUACUGUGGCAGCAAUUAACCGAAAUUAAACCGAUAAUAAAGAAUAUCUAUAACGUACGUCCAGAUAGUCAAAUGUCACAAACUAAUACAAAAAAUCUGCAAACUGAUAUAUCAUCUUUUGAUGCUUGUUACACCUGCACGAACGUUAAUCAUUUUGUGAAGAAAAUCGUUGAGCUUUUUGAAAAACGUUUCGACAUUCCCGGAAUAACCCAAGAAAAGGAGAAUAUUCGUAAAAAUAUUUACAAUUUAACUCAACAUUCGUGCGUGGACAGAUUUCUGAAAGAGAUAGAAAAGAGCGUGGAAAAUAUUUGGGAAGAAAAUGAUUCACUUAAGUUGCAAAUACAUAAUCUAUCAUCAGAAUUGGAAAAUAAAGAGUUUGAAAGCACAUCCUUAGGAAGGGAACAUAAAAGACUUGAAAUUACGUGUGCAGAAUAUUGUGAAAAUGCACAAAAAGAUAAACAGAGGUACGACAAAUUGUAUCAGAGAUAUAACGAUUUGCACUUUAGAAAUCAUCAGUUGGAAAAAUGUUUGAGGUCGGAAUCGGAAAAACUAACCAGUGCAGAAACGCUUAUCUCUAAAGUUCAAGAAAACUAUCAAAUUCUUGAAACAAGAAAGAAUCAAUUAGAAAAAGAGUUAGAAGAUGCUCGAGUUACAACGAAAUCUUUAUACGCGGAGAAAGAUAUGUGGAAAAAGAGAUUUUUAGACGAGAAUAGUGAAAAUCAAAACUUGAAAAGAGAUAUCUCUAAUACUCAUGCAUCUGUUGUCGAAGUUAAGACUCAUUUGAACAAGGUCGACAUGGAUUAUCAAGCAUUGAAUGACUUAUUAACCAAAAGCACUUUUGAGUAUAAAAAUACUAUACAGCGAUACAAUACCAUUUUACAUAAAUUAAAGGAAGUAAUUGCUGCCAAACUUUCCAUCAAGAAGCAUCAAGAAGACAGCGUGGAUAGAGGGGACAGCAUUAACGUAGGCAUAAAAAUUGAGGGAAAUCCUUUAACUGAUAUGACUAAUCAAGUAAAAGCAAACGAGGUAUUGAUUGAAAAACUGCAAGAAAAGAACGACCAUCUUUUGAAAGUCAUAGGAAAUCUUAAAAAAAUGGAAAAACACUUGUGAUUUCGUUUUCAUUUUCGCAUUAAAUGGUUUUUAAAUUACCCUGUGACGAAUAGGAGUCGCAAUGAAUCGUGUUUUUCAGUUACUCCUUUAAAAGAAGUGCCGAAAUUCUAAAAUACUUCAAAUUGUACAUGAAAAACCUAAAUAUAUCUAUGUAUAUCUAACCACUUCGUCUA
This is a messenger RNA of Agrilus planipennis (emerald ash borer), 2298 nucleotides long. RefSeq names its product centrosomal protein of 128 kDa-like. The record is from RefSeq and is a predicted model, not a curated record. The coding region runs from base 674 to 2125 and encodes 483 amino acids. Lineage: Eukaryota; Metazoa; Arthropoda; Insecta; Coleoptera; Buprestidae. The transcript has 7 exons.